Molecule: messenger RNA, 1919 nt
Organism: Lolium rigidum
Lineage: Eukaryota; Viridiplantae; Streptophyta; Magnoliopsida; Poales; Poaceae
Product: cytoplasmic tRNA 2-thiolation protein 2-like
Exons: 8
Coding region: 1-1380 (459 amino acids)
Biological process (GO): tRNA wobble position uridine thiolation
Cellular component (GO): cytosol
Molecular function (GO): sulfurtransferase activity; tRNA binding
Source: RefSeq, a predicted model, not a curated record
AUGGCCUCCUGUGGCGGCGGCGGCGGCGGCGGCGGCUGCGGGGCCAACUGCUCCUCCUCAGCCGCCGAUGAUGCUCCGGAGGAGAGGCUGGGCCGUCUCUCCAUCGCCACCGGCGCCGCCGCCACCUGCGGCAAGUGCGGCGUCGGCGCCGUCGUCGUGGUUGCCGGAGGCGUCGGCCUGUGCGGCGAGUGCUUGCGCGCCCACCUCUUCGGGAAGUUCAAGCUCGCCGUCACGAGCAACGCCAUGGUGCGGCCCACCGACUCCGUCCUCCUCGCCUUCUCCGGCGGCCCCGCCUCCAGGGUGGCUCUGCAAUUCAUACACGACAUGCGGUCCAAGGCGGUCGAGAGCUGGGACGCGAGCAACUCGCAGGCCCUACCGGUCUUUGACGUCGGGGUGGCGUUCGUCGACGAGAGCGCUUUGUUGUCGAAGCCGAGACGUGAAGUUGAUCUGGCGAUUGCAGAUAUCAAGUCAAUUGUCUCGAGUAUAUUGCCGAGUGAUAAAGCGAUGCACAUCACACCUCUUGAGGACGUGUUCUCCUCGGAAUCAAACGGCCGUGAAGGAAGGCUGAGGGAGCUAGUCGGCAUGAUUAAUGAUGACACUGGGAGGGAAGACCUUCUUCAGUGCUUGCGCAUGCUUUCGUUGCAGAAGAUUGCGCUGGAGAACGGGUAUGCCAAGAUCAUGCUGGGAUCAUGUGCCUCUGCAAUAGCAUGCCAUGUACUAUCUGCAACAGUGAAGGGGCAAGGCUAUUCCUUACCAGCUGAUGUCCAGUACGUUGAUACACGGUGGGAAGUGCCUGUCGUGCUUCCACUCCGUGAUUGCCUGGCCCAAGAGCUUAGCCUACUCUGUGAACUCGAUAGUUUGAAGACACAGCAACUUCUCGAUAGGCCUUGCAGUGGGAUCAAUGGCUUAGUUGCAUCUUUUGUUGCACGACUAAGGGAGGAGAAUCCUUCUCGAGAGCAUACUGUUGUAAGAACUGCACAAAAGCUUAAGCCAUUCUCAUUUAACAAGUUCUCCGCAAAUGGCUAUCACGACUUCCUGCCAUCACGGCUGCGUCCCAAAUUCCAGAAUGUUGAUAGCGAUGAGUCUACUCUCUCUGAGGUUCUUUGCCUGAUAUGUCGAAGUCCAUUCAGUGAAUCAGAACUGCAAAAUUUGGAAAGCACAAAGCACAAGGCUCAGAAGAAAAUUGAUCUUUAUACUGCUUAUUGUUGUCAAAGCUGUCAUUUCCAGAUUCUACCAGGAGGUGCAAACAUGUAUGACCAGUUCUUUUCACUACUACCGAAGUUCUGGACUGAGAGAGUAGAUACUGCAAGUGCCAGCCAAAGCUCGCUAAGAAAUCAAAUUGAAGACUAUCUGCUUGAAGACAACGACGACGAAAACUGAAUUUGUUCAUUGCGUGAAUCCUGAAUUUACUUGCCAGAAGACAGUAGAGAUUCCUUCUUAGUUGGGCCUCACAAAUCAUGGCAUAAGCCAAACUUGCCUGGGAUAACAGUGUUUGCGUCUAGUACUGACACUGGUUUAUUCAGGCUUCUGCCACAUCCUUCGAUUUACCAUACACUGUAUUUUCUGAUUCAAUUCCUGGUGUAUCUGUAAGUCCUCCCUACUCAAGUUAAAACCUGUCGGAAAUCUGUAGAGUGACAAAGGAAAAAACAUUAUUUGCCAUCAAGUUUUCCACUGAUCUCAGACAGCUGAUGACUUUGGGUAGCUGAAGCCUUCCAGCUUCCAUGUGAUCACAGUAUAACAGGUCUCACCUGCUGUACCACUAUUUUCCUGCAAAAUAGAUUGUAAUCAGGGAAUUCAUCAAAUGAUUUUAGAGCAACUUUUUUUUGUAUAAAACCUUCUGUACUUGCUGUGAUUUUUUUUUACGGAAUUGUACUUGCUGUGAUUAUAAUCCGUUUACACCGUUGUACUUGUUUCAUCCA